Molecule: messenger RNA, 1297 nt
Organism: Hyphopichia burtonii NRRL Y-1933
Lineage: Eukaryota; Fungi; Ascomycota; Pichiomycetes; Serinales; Debaryomycetaceae
Gene: RIO2
Product: protein kinase
Exons: 2
Coding region: 36-1253 (405 amino acids)
Biological process (GO): maturation of SSU-rRNA; protein phosphorylation
Cellular component (GO): preribosome, small subunit precursor; cytosol; nucleus
Molecular function (GO): ATP binding; protein serine/threonine kinase activity
Source: RefSeq, a predicted model, not a curated record
AAGGACAGUGGUAUUGCUAGUUUAAACAGAAAAAGAUGAAAUUAGAUACUUCACACAUGAGGUAUUUGACCUCAGAUGAUUUCAGAAUUCUUCAAGCAGUUGAACAAGGGUCUCGAAAUCAUGAGUUAGUUCCAACUCCAAUGAUCCACUCUAUAGGGGGACUCAGAUCUCCAUCGGGAACCAACAAGGCCAUUGGUGACUUGGCCAAGUUAAAAUUAGUUUCGCGUUUAAGAAAUGCUAAAUAUGAUGGUUUCAGACUUACAUAUAAUGGUAUUGACUACUUAGCUUUGAAAUCCAUGUUGAAUAGAGAUACCUUAUACUCGGUUGGAACUACCAUUGGUGUUGGUAAAGAAUCAGACAUUUACUCUGUUAGUGAUCCAAAAGGUGGCCAGAAAGUUUUAAAAAUACAUAGAUUAGGUAGAACUUCAUUUAGAACAGUGAAGAAUAAUCGUGAUUACUUGAAGAAUAGACAAACCUCUAACUGGAUGUACUUGUCUCGUUUAGCAGCCAAGAAGGAAUUUGAAUUUAUGGUUAUAUUGCAUCAGAACAAUUUUGCAGUUCCACAACCAUUUGAUUACUCUAGACACUGCUUACUUAUGGAAUGGAUAAAAGGUUUUCCAAUGAGGCAAUUAAAGAAACAUGAUAACCACAAGAGACUAUAUUCUGAUUUGAUGAAUUUUAUAGUUAAAUUGGCUAAUCAUGGGUUAAUUCACUGUGAUUUCAACGAAUUUAAUAUCAUCAUUCGUGAUAAAGAAGAAGCCAGAAAGCAUGAAUUUGACUUUGUUGUUAUCGAUUUCCCACAAUGUGUCUCCAUAGACCAUGUUGAUGCAAAAGCAUAUUUUGAUAGGGAUGUCGAAGGUAUCAGAAGUUUCUUUGAAAAAAAAUUCAGAUAUACACCUCAACAUGACCCAACUAUGUUCGAUACAGAAGGUUAUGGUGAAGGUUAUAAGUAUGCAUAUCCUAAUUUCAAAAGAGACGUGAAGAGAGAAAAGGAUUUAGACGUCGAAGUUCAGGCUUCUGGUUAUGCUAAAAAGAGUAAUCAGAAUAGAGAAGAUAAGGACCUUGAAGCUGCAGUUGAAGGAAUGAGAAGCGAGGAGGACUACGAAGAAGAUGAGGACGAAGAAGAGUUAGAGGACGAGUUAGAAGAUAAAUCUGAGGAUGAAUCUGAAGACAAUGAUAAAAUAGUACAAGCAUUAUCCGAAGGAAAACAAUUAAAAAUGGAUAAAUUGGGUAAUUACAUAUUAGAUGAUUAAUUUAUAUAGAGCAUAUAAUUUUACGAAUAUCGAGUAAUUUUUUG